AUAACUUCCUCUGUUUAAAAAUUUUCUUUCGAAGAAAAAAAUGGGUGGAAACUCACCAUGUGCUUCAUGCAAGCUUCUGAGACGCAGAUGCGCAAAAGAUUGCACCUUUGCUCCUUAUUUCCCUUCUCAUGAACCCCAAAAGUUUGCCAUAGUUCAUAAGGUUUUCGGAGCUAGCAACGUUAGCAAAAUGUUACAGGAGCUUCCGGUUCAUCAAAGAGCAGAUGCAGUGAGCAGUUUAGUCUACGAAGCAAAUGCGCGAGUGAGAGAUCCAGUUUACGGCUGUGUUGGAGCAAUAUCAUAUCUACAAAACCAAGUUUCUGAACUUCAAAUGCAGCUUGCAGUUGCACAAGCAGAGAUACUCUGCAUCCAGAUGCAAAAUGAGCAAGUGAUUAGUCCAAAUCCAGAAAUUAAUCAAGAUCAGAAAACUUACUUCACUCAAGAUGAACUCACUCAGUUUCUUAAUUAUGGUUCUUCUUCUAGUAAUAAUAAUAAUGUUUAUGAUUCUCUUAAGAGAGAUAACAUUUAUGGACAUGAUAUGGUUUCUUGAAUUUAAUUUGGUCACGUGGUUUGGGUUUUUUUAAUUUGAGUAGUGUUAUCUUUUGUUUUUUUUAAUGUU
This is a messenger RNA of Vicia villosa (hairy vetch), 616 nucleotides long. RefSeq names its product LOB domain-containing protein 12-like. Bases 41 to 547 code for a protein of 168 amino acids. The transcript has 2 exons. The record is from RefSeq and is a predicted model, not a curated record. Lineage: Eukaryota; Viridiplantae; Streptophyta; Magnoliopsida; Fabales; Fabaceae.